Molecule: messenger RNA, 1848 nt
Organism: Penaeus monodon (black tiger shrimp)
Lineage: Eukaryota; Metazoa; Arthropoda; Malacostraca; Decapoda; Penaeidae
Product: arrestin domain-containing protein 17-like
Exons: 8
Coding region: 166-1356 (396 amino acids)
Biological process (GO): protein transport
Cellular component (GO): cytoplasm
Source: RefSeq, a predicted model, not a curated record
GAUUUUGCCGCGCAACGCAACGCAACGCAACGCAACGCUACACCCAAGUGAACGCAGGGAUGGUGUUCGGACAAAGCUGCUAAAAUAAACGGGAGCUCGAGCUCGUACAGUCGACUACGAGAAGAAAUUUUAGGCGUUUGUGCUUAUUUACAUCGGGUUGUCACAAUGGGUUUUGAUGAAUUUACAGUGGUUAUUGAGCCACACCAACCCGUGUAUUUCAGUGAACAAGUUGUGCAAGGUUAUGUUAAAAUUACUGCAGAAGAACCAGUGUCUUGUAGAGCUAUAUAUUUGACAGCCAAAGGUACAGGCAAAGUGUCAUGGUCUGAAAAACGUGGAAAGUCAAGGGUUACAUAUUCUGCAUAUGAAGAGUAUUUCCGUGAAAGCCAUACCAUUUGGUCUGGUGCUGACAUGGAUGAGGAGUUCCCUGUUGGCGAACACAAAUUCCCCUUCGCCUUCCAGAUCCCUAAGGACAUCCCAUCCUCCUUUGAGACCUAUAUCGGCAGAGUGAGGUAUCAGGUCAAGGCUGUGGCUGACAGACCAUGGCACUUUGAUGACUCAUCCAAAGCAAUCUUUUCAGUCAACCACCUCCUUGAUCUGAGUUCUGACAGUAUUGCUAGGUUACCAAUAAACAGUGAACGAGAAAAAUCCAUUCGUUGCUGCUGCUGCUGGUGGGGACCCAUCUCACUGACACUGGGGGUAGAGAGGAGAGGCUACGUUGCAGGGGAGAACAUUCUUAUCAAUGGGGAGAUUGUGAACAAUAGUGGGUCCACCAUCAAGUACACUGAGGCCAAAAUUGUGCAGAAUAUCAGGUACAUCACCAGUUCCAAAACAAAGACAACCAGCCUCACGGUGCAGCGCGUCUAUCGCCCACAGAUUGAGACAGGGAGUACUGAUGAGUGGUCAGGCGUCUCUCUCCCUGUGCCGGCAGUCACAGCUAGCCAUCUCAUGCACUGUAACAUCAUUGAAGUGGAUUAUGAUUUGAUCUUUGAAGCUAAACUUGGGACAUGCAGAACAGCAAAGAUUGCAGAGAAUAUCAUCAUAGGGUCUGUCCCACUGCCAGGCACCAUUGUCGCUCCUGACACAUCUGUUGAGUCUGGCGGAACAGUCCUAGCUAGCACCAUGAGCCAAGAAAACUCCCCACGUUUUGUGCGAUCUCGUCAGCCAGCUCAAGGAGAGCAUGGUGAUAAUCCUCCUUCAUACAGUAGGAUCGUGAUGCCGGAGCAGUAUGCAAAUAUCCCCCCACCAUCCUAUGAGUCUUGCGUGUCUAGUGGUGGACAGUGGAGUACGUUUGAUGAUGACAGCGACAAUGAAGAGGUUGGCUUUGCCCCACAUUACAUCACAUACAGAAGAAACUGAACAAAUUUUCAUACUUUGGGCAAAUGUGAACAUCACUGGUUGCUAACUUGUAUAAAUGUUGAUCUGUUAAGUCUUUUAUACAGAGAUUUUAGAUUAUUUUUACAGAUGAUUUGUUACUUUAAUGCUAGAUACUUGAAAGUUGAAUGGUUGUUAAAUUUAUAAGACUGUAUAUUACAUUUUAAUCAUUCCCUGAAGAAGUGAGUGAUUUUGCAGUUGGAUUUUUUAAUUCUUAAUUACUCUCAUUCAGCAAGGGAACAAUGCUUGCAAGUAUGUGUGUGAAACACUCUACUGAAAAAUGUGACUUAAUAUUUUGAUUAAUGAUGAAUAGCCAUCUAUUGAUUGGUUAAGUUUGUUUCAUUGAUAGCAGAUCAGAGAAGAAGACCGUAAGUUCAUAUAGAUAUAAUUAUAAAAAUAUAUAGUUUUUAUUAUUGUUAUUUACUGCAUAUUUGAUAGGGAUAAGCUUUAGAUGUAUCUGAUUUCAUUAACUGCAAA